GUCGUUUCGUCAACACAAUGUCUCGUUAAGAGCAUUAUUUUUUCCUUCCUUCAAAUUUCCGACAACUAACCGCCGGGAAACGUCAACUUCCGAUCACCGGAAUUAUUCUUCUACUCCACUGUUCUUCCGCUUUCGAGCUCAGAAGAAGGAUACAAUUUGAAUGGCUGUUGCACAUUGCUAAUACCUAUCCCAUAUCUGAAUCUUUUUGCUGGAAGCUUGAAAUAAGGAUGUUUCUUAAAUGAAGUGGUGUCUAUAAAAGAUAAAGAAGAGAAGAAAAAUGAAGAAGUGGUAUGGAGGAACGUUAAUACUGGCACUUGCCACAAUCUUGGCUUUGCGUUAUGGCCUUACGAAUACCCAGCCUAAAAAGCAGUCAGCACGAGAUUUUUGGAGAAAUCAUCCGGCCAAAGAUUCUCAUAGUAGAAGCAGCGAAUCUGUGAAAUCUAAAGCAGUGAGAGCAUCAGAACCUGAACGGCCUCAUCUUAUACAUGUUGAAGGACUCAGUGAUCUAAUUGCUCCAGAUAAUAUUACGAAGCGAGAAUCAGAGGCCUUACUUUUGUGGUCUCAUAUGCAUCCCCUGUUGUCCAGGUCUGAUUUUUUACCCGAAACAAUACAAGGGGUUAAAGAGGCGUCCAUAGCAUGGGGUGACUUAUUGUCAGCUAUUAAAGAAGAAAAGACCAUUAAAAUUGGUAUUACCAACAACUCAAAGCAUGAAAUAUGCCCUUCCUCUGUAAGCUCACCUGACAUAAUUUCACCUUCUGAGGGAAUUAUUCUUGAAAUCCCUUGUGGUUUAGUUGAGGAUUCUUCCAUUACCCUGGUUGGCAUACCUAAUGGAGAGCAAGGGGGCUUCAAGAUUGAACUUUUAGGCUCUCAGGCUUCUGGAGAGUCAAAUCCUCCUGUUAUCUUGCAUUACAAUGUCUGUUUGCCCGGGGACAACAUGUCUGAUGAAUCAUUUAUAGUUCAAAAUACAUGGACUAAUGAACACAAGUGGGGAAAAGAGGAGAGAUGUCCAGCUCAUCUGUCUGCAAGCUCUCAGAAAGUUGAUGGACUUGUUCUUUGUAAUGAACGUGUUCUCAGAAGCACCAGAGCAGAAAAUAUCAGUACGCAUCAUGAUAGUGCUGAUACCAACCUGACCAAUAUUUCCGGAGGGCAAGUCCAUGAAAGUGCCAAUUUUCCAUUUAUUGAGGGGAACUUGUUCACUGCAACAUUAUGGAUUGGUUUGGAGGGUUUCCAUAUGACUGUUAAUGGAAGGCAUGAAACCUCAUUUGAAUAUAGGGAGAAGCUUGAACCAUGGACAGUUAAUCAAGUCAAAGUAACAGGCGGUUUGGAUCUUCUUUCUUCCUUGGCUAAAGGCCUACCAGCAUCUGAAGAUCAUGAUUUUAUUGUUAACUCUGAGCACCUUGGAGCUCCCCCUAUCCCGAAGAGAAGACUUGUGAUGUUAAUUGGAGUUUUUUCUACUGGAAAUAAUUUCAAUCGUCGUAUGGCAUUGCGAAGGACUUGGAUGCAGUUUGAGGCUGUACGUAGUGGUGAUGUUGCAGUCCGGUUUUUCAUAGGCUUUGAUAAGAACACACAAGUAAAUUUGGAGCUUUGGAGAGAAGUGGAAGCUUAUGGUGACAUUCAGUUGAUGCCAUUUGUUGAUUAUUACAGCCUGAUCACUUUGAAAACAAUUGCAAUUUGCAUUUUUGGGACCAAGAUCCUUCCUGCAAAAUAUAUCAUGAAGACAGAUGAUGAUGCAUUUGUUAGAAUUGACGAAGUUUUAUCUGGAGUAAAGAGCAGGCCAGCUACUGGCCUACUCUAUGGUCUUAUUUCCUUUGAUUCAUCACCCCAUAGAGAUAAAGACAGCAAGUGGCAUAUUAGUGAGGAGGAAUGGCCAAAUGCGACAUACCCUCCUUGGGCGCAUGGGCCCGGGUACAUCAUAUCACGAGAUAUUGCAAAAUUCAUCGUCCGAGGCCACCAGAAUAGAAGCCUCAAGCUUUUUAAGCUUGAAGAUGUUGCAAUGGGCAUAUGGAUAGAGCAAUUCAGCAAGGGAGGGAAGGAGGUACAGUAUAUCAAUGAAGAAAGAUUUUACAACUCUGGCUGUGAAUCAAAUUACAUUUUGGCUCAUUACCAAAGCCCAAGAUUGGUUUUAUGCCUUUGGGAAAAGCUGCAAAAACAGUUUGAAUCCACAUGCUGUGAUUAGGGUUGAUUUGGUAAUGAUGUGUUUGUCUGUGGAAAUCAGUUUUGAAUUUAUGGGUUUAUGGUGUAGAUUAGAAAGCUUCUGAGAUCAGUGAAAGGGAGAGUUGGUUUUGUUUCAUUUUUUGGGACAAAAGGAGAGUUGUAACAUAUGCAGUAUUGAACAUGGUUUUAUAGAAAUCGCUUACUUAGUUUGAUUAUGUCAAUAGUAUAUUUUUUGUUGAACCUAUGUUGUAACCUUUGUGACAGUCGACAUGAACAUAGCUUAAAGGACGUAAUUUGAACUUAAGGAAUAUUUUAGCC
Cucumis sativus (cucumber) is the source of this 2472-nucleotide messenger RNA. RefSeq names its product hydroxyproline O-galactosyltransferase GALT3. Lineage: Eukaryota; Viridiplantae; Streptophyta; Magnoliopsida; Cucurbitales; Cucurbitaceae. Gene Ontology annotation, cellular component: Golgi membrane. The coding region runs from base 278 to 2176 and encodes 632 amino acids. The transcript has 8 exons. Gene Ontology annotation, molecular function: carbohydrate binding; galactosyltransferase activity. The record is from RefSeq and is a predicted model, not a curated record.